This is a messenger RNA of Nestor notabilis (Kea), 2469 nucleotides long. It is a transcript of the gene TRPC4AP, whose product is annotated as transient receptor potential cation channel, subfamily C, member 4 associated protein. Gene Ontology annotation, molecular function: phosphatase binding. The record is from RefSeq and is a predicted model, not a curated record. NCBI's taxonomy places the organism in Eukaryota, Metazoa, Chordata, Aves, Psittaciformes, Psittacidae. Gene Ontology annotation, biological process: ubiquitin-dependent protein catabolic process. The transcript is spliced from 18 exons. Gene Ontology annotation, cellular component: Cul4A-RING E3 ubiquitin ligase complex. The annotation marks the transcript as partial.
AUCACAGAGGCCUUGCUAAAGGAAAGAGAUAAACAAGCAAAAUGGAGUGGCAUUCCCUUGCUGCUGCAGAAGCUGUAUGAACAUAGCCACCCAAACAGUGAUUUCUCCCAGUGCCAAAGCAUCUUAAAGGAAAUUUCCCCACUUCUUUCAAUGGAAGCAGUGGCAUCUGUUACAGAAGAUAAAAAAGCUGCUCAAGAGUCCACUUUCCCAAAUACAUACACGUUUGACUUAUUUGGAGGAGUCGAUCUUUUAAUAGAAAUUCUUAUGAGACCAACUCUUAUCACACAGAAAAAGAAACAGAAAAUAAGUGAUGACCUCAUCAAGGACUGUUUAAGCAUACUGUACAACACAUGUAUAUGUACGGAAGGAGUCACAAGGCGAUUGGCAGAAAGAAACGACUUUGUGUUGUUCCUGUUUACACUGAUGACAAACAAAAAGACAUUCCUACAAACUGCAACGCUCAUUGAAGAUAUCCUGGGAGUUAAAAAGGAAAUGAUCCAACUGGAUGAUAUUCCCAAUCUUGCGAGCCUGGUGUCCAGUUUUGAUCAGCAGCAGCUUGCGAACUUCUGCAGGAUCCUUGCUGUCACCAUUUCAGAACUUGACCCAGGGAGUGAUGACAAGCACACACUGCUUGCCAAAAAUGCCCAGCAGAAAAAAAACCUGGGUCCUUCUCGAGCUGAAAUUAAUCAAGCUACACUUCUGAAUAUUCCAGGCUUCAUUGAGCGAUUGUGCAAACUGGCAACAAGGAAGGUGUCUGAAACAACAGGUACUUCUAGCUUCCUCCAGGAGUUGGAAGAAUGGUACACCUGGCUGGGGCUGGACAAUGCACUAGUGCUUGAUACACUGAUGAGAGUGGCAAAUGAAGAGGCAGAGCAGAGCAGUACAGAGUCAUCAGAUGAGAGUGGCUUGGCCAACACCUCGACACGAGCACAGCUUCCACAGCCCAUGAAGAUUAUGCACGAGAUCAUGUAUAAGCUGGAGGUGUUGUAUGUUCUCUGCGUGCUGCUCAUGGGGAGACAAAGGAAUCAGGUUCACAAAAUGAUAGCAGAGUUCAAACUGAUUCCUGGCCUCAAUAACUUGUUUGACAAACUGAUCUGGAGAAAGCAUUCAGCAUCAGCCCUGGUUCUGCAUGGACACAACCAGAAUUGUGAUUGUAGCCCAGACAUUACUUUAAAGAUCCAGUUCUUGAGGCUUCUUCAGAGCUUUAGUGAUCACCAUGAGAACAAGUAUCUGCUUUUAAACAGCCAAGAACUCAACGAGCUGAGUGCCAUCUCCCAUAAAGCCAACAUCCCUGAAGUUGAUGCAGUUGUCAACACAGACAGGAGUCUUGUCUGCGAUGGGAAAAGGGGUUUGUUGACCAGACUGCUUCAGGUCAUGAAGAAGGAACCAGCUGAAUCUUCCUUCAGGUUUUGGCAAGCGAGGGCAGUUGAAAGCUUUCUGCGGGGCACCACCUCCUAUGCAGACCAGAUGUUCCUGAUGAAGAGAGGACUCCUGGAGCAUAUUCUCUACUGCAUUGUUGAUAGUGAGUGCAAAUCACGAGAUGUGCUUCAGAGUUACUUUGACCUUCUGGGAGAGCUGAUGAAAUUCAAUAUUGAUGCAUUCAAGAGGUUCAACAAGUACAUCAACACAGAUGAGAAGUUCCAGAUUUUUUUAAAUCAGAUCAACAGUUCAUUGGUUGAUUCAAACAUGCUUGUUCGCUGCAUUACCCUGUCCCUGGACCGGUUUGAGAAUCAGUCUGAUGCUAAAGUUGCAGAAGUCCUGUCAGAGUGCCGCCUGUUGUCAUAUAUGUCCCAGAUGUCCAUGAGAAUGUCCUUUCUUUUCCGUCUCAUUAAUAUUAUUCAUGUACAGACACUUACACAGGAAAAUGUCAGUUGUUUGAACACAAGUUUAGUUAUCCUAAUGCUGGCCCGAAGGAAAGAAAAGCUGCCUUUUUAUCUGCACACUUUGCAACAGAUGGAAUACACAGAAAAAUACCCAGGCUUCAUCCUGAACAACUUCCACAGUCUCCUGCGAUUCUGGCAGCAGCAUUACCUCAACAAGGAUAAAGACAGCACCUGCUUAGAAAAUAGCUCAUGUAUUAGUUUUACCUACUGGAAAGAGACUGUAUCUAUACUGCUCAGUCCAGACCGGACAUCCCCCUGUGCCAUAGUUAGCUACAUCGACGAGGCGUAUAUGGACAUUGACAGAGACUUUGCUGAGGAGUAACUCUGCACUCUGGCUUCUGAUGGACAGCGCUUGGAGGGUCCCUACAGCCCAUGGAUUUUCAGGGAUAUGCUGUGGAGUGUGUGUGUGUGCACAGCUUGGAACCGUGGAGCAUUGUCCCAACCCCAGUCCCUCCCCAUCCCCAUCUCUGAUCUCUAACAGAUGAGACUUUGAGAGCUCUCUGGGCAACACAUUCAGGGAUGUAUCUUCCAGCUGUUCUGGGAUAAAAACCAUUACCUGCAAAAACCAGCCUCUUUCUUUUCUCUC